Messenger RNA from Mercenaria mercenaria, 537 nucleotides. Its product is annotated as prostatic spermine-binding protein-like. The transcript has 2 exons. The record is from RefSeq and is a predicted model, not a curated record. NCBI's taxonomy places the organism in Eukaryota, Metazoa, Mollusca, Bivalvia, Venerida, Veneridae. Bases 1 to 537 code for a protein of 178 amino acids.
AUGACGGUUUUCCUGCAAGGUAUGCCUGGCGGGCGGUUUUCAAAUCUGUCAGGAAGCGGACAGAAACCGGGCUGCACCCGUGAUGAAUAUAUAGAAACCGGAUGGACAUCAUUUAAGUCUCGCAGCUCAGAUGUUCCGGUGGAACAGGAUCUUGAUACUGUUAAUAACGAUUAUGAUGGUAGUGAUAACUAUGAUGAUUGUGGUGUCGAUGUUGGUGGUGAUGAUAAUGAUAAUGAUUGCGUUGAAAGUAAUCUAGAUGUUGAUGAAGGUGGUAAUAUUGAUUUUCGUGACGAAGGUGGUGCUGGUGAUGACGAUGAUAAAUGUUGUGAUGGUGUCUGUGCUGUUGAUGACAGUGUUUGUGGUGAUGAUGAUGAUGAUGUAGACGAUGAUGCUGCUGCUGGUGAUUAUGGUAUUGGUAAUGAUAACGAUGGUGAUGAUGGUGGUGGUGGUGGUGGCAGUGAUGAAGUUGAAGAAGAUUAUGAUAUGUUUUAUGGUUGUGGCGAUAGCUGUGUUUAUGAUGAUAAUGACGAAGUAUAA